CGGCAACUGCGUUUACAAGUACUGUGGGUGUGAUUGAUUUGAAGGAGCCAAUUGGUUGAAAAUGACGACUAGACUGUCACAUUAUGUUACAGGGGUGUAAACAGCGAAUCGGAACAAUUGGCUAUGACGCGCGCCGAUCGCGCACAAAUCCGGAAAAAAAACGACGGGAUAAGGACCGCGCCAGUUCGCCCUGCUUCAAGAUCUACGAAACCGUACUGCAAGCUGCUGGAUUUCAUUGAUGAUGAACCUGGCAAGAAUUAAAAGUGCACUGGAUGGUAUUCAGGAUGCUAGCUUGCACAGCAUUGCAGAGACAAUGAGUGGCAUUGAACCCCUGGGAAGCAGUACCAACGCUUCGACUGCAGGCAGCCCAAGAGAUGCAUCCUCAAAGCUCUCCAUGAGACACCUAGAAACAGAUGCCGCAAGGACCUCCAGAGACUCCUUGUUCUCGCCUAUUGGGGAAGCAAAGCACGAACCUGUUGUACAUGUCGGUGGACUGGCGGACUCUCGUUUCAGGAAGUCUGCAUCGGAACCUUUGACAGGCGAGAAGGACUGGAGACUGCCUCAGGAUCAGAGAGACGUCGGCGAAGAUAAAUAUGACCAGAGCCAGAGGACAAAGAAUGUGCGAAUUGCGACCACCUCCGAGACGUUGGUUAAUAGAGCUCUGUUUGUGAAAGAGAGUCACAUGUCGUCUGGAACCAGUGUUGGAGAUGAGUCUAAGCCAUGUGUAGCAUCUCAUCCAAGCUCUGUAGCCGCGAUGAAGAAGUUGAGUGAUGUUGCUGGGAAUUCAGGUUUCGAUGGAACAACAUAUCGUUACAAUUCUCACAGUGAUAUGAUUGAUAUCGAGCAAUGCUCACCCCACGAUGCUUUCAGCAUCUUUUCAUCAGAUACAGGUACUAACACUUCACGUUACCAGGACACCACUUUGACUGCUUCAGUUGGGUCAAGGAUAUCUCAAGGUCAAGAUGAAUCGGUUCCUGGGAUACUGUCAUCGCAGCAACAGCCAUUGUCAUCAAGCCCAAGAUUUGAGCUGCACGGUCUGCCAGAGGGAAGGUCAAAAAAAGAAUUUGAGAAUCACCAAUCCAUUCCAGCUGAACUUGCCGAAAUCGAAACUUUGAGACAAAAUUUGAGCAACAUGAUAACCUCUCCCGGGUUAUCUCAAGAUGAAAGUUUAUCUGAAUUGCUGAUGCUUGACAAGGAGCGUGCUAAGAGACAAUCAACAGAAAGCAACAAAACAGAUUCACUUUUGGGGGCUCAGGUUUUCCAAGGUAUUUCACCAUCCUCUCUGAGACCUGGAUCGGACAGCGGCUUGGCGUCUUACCAACUGUCACAUGUGACCUCAACUCAAAGGUCAGGGGUCAGCACGGUCGAAAGCAGCAUCACCCAAGAGAACAGGGUACUGAGAGAAGGGUUGGAGAGGGAGAGGUGCAGGAGAAAGCAUUGUGAGGAUCAGAUAGCUACAUUGCAGGGUAGGAUCCUCGAAACUCAGCAGCUCCUAGCUGUCGCUCAGGCUACAGAGAAGAAGAAAGACAACAUGAUCGCACAACUUGACAAGACAAUGGCCAAAGUUUCUGCAAGUUUGAAGCAGAGAGAACAAGAGAAAGUUGCAAUGGUUGACAAGCUGAAAGCAGCUAACGAUGCACUACUGCAGGAGAUUGAGAAACAGAAGAUUGUAAUAAGAGAACAAAACAGAGAAUUGGUUGCCAGCAAACAGCGAUGUGAGGACUUCAAGCAAUCAGAGAGAGCUAUGAGAGAUCAGUUAAAACAACACCAAGCAGAAAAUUCUAAGAGAUGGGAGGAAGCACAGAAGAUGGCACAGCUUACCAAUAAACAAAUGGAAUCCAUGGGGGAGGAUUGUCUGAAGGUGGAACGGCAGCUCAAGCAAGUCCAAACUACUUUAGCAUCAGAGAGAGAAGAAUGGAAGCAGAAAGAGGACGAACUGGAGCAGAAAUUUUCAUCCUUGGAGACGGAGCGGACCGCAUCUUUUGAUGAGAUGCAGAGACAACUGCAGGAGGAGAAGAGAACGGUAGAUGAACUGAAGAAAGAUCUUGUCAAAGUGAGAAGAGAAGCCGAUGAAAGUAGGAAGGAAAAGGAAAGUGCCCUCAGGGAAAAGGAGAAAUCUGCUCUGGAGCUGAGCCUGGAGAAGGCCCGGUGGGAAGCCAAGCUGCAGAAGCAGGAGGCGGAGAUCCAGGAUCGGGAAGGAUCAAGGGCGAACGAGAGGAUGGAGAAGAUGAAGAGGGAAGCGGAGGAGAUGGAGGAGAUGCUCCGGGAAGGUCAGAGGAAGCAGGUGUCUGAGAUGAGCGAGAGACACAUGGAGGAGCUUCGGGUGCAGAAAGACGUUCAUCAGAGGGAGAUGAUGCAGAGAGAACAGAGAUGGGCGGACAAACAACAUCAAUAUCAGACAAGGUUGGCUGAAUGUCAACAGGAAAUUCUGAAACUGAACACAAAGAUUGAGAAAGUGCAGCAGCAAAGGUUUGGGAUUGUAAGUAAGCUGCAGCACUUUCUGCAAUCUCAGUGCAACGAAGCUGUGAUGAUGGUCAGCUCUCUAGAGAAGUCUCCCCAAACUCCUGUCAAUGUGAAUGGACACGUGACUGGUGAGAGAGGCUAUGCAAGGCAAGGGGCCAGAGGUCUUGUCAAUCAAGGUCAAAAGGUCAAAAGUGCAGUUGGUCCUUACACAAGCAUUGAAGGUCAGCAUGCAGAGCAAUUAAAGCGUGCCCAGGAGGAGGCCAGACAAGCAAUCCAACGCCUCUAUCUCGAGAAGCAAGAGGAAUUUGACGAAGACGCUCCGCACGAAGCAUCAUCCUUCUACCCUCUUGAAGCUGCCCCGUCCACCCCUACGAACAGUGAGGUGUCGCAGAGUACGGUCUAUCAUGAUAUUGAUGCGUCACAUCUUCAGACAUCUCAUUCUACUGGCAACCAACCAAACAGACAGAGUUGGCCCGUAGACCAGAGACUCCCUGCAACACCCAAUGCAGUCAUUACCAAUGGGGUCAUGAUGCACAAAGGGAUGUUGAACGGCACACUUCAGCGGUUGGACACAAGCCAUUUAAUGAAUGGAAUACCAGCAGGAGAUGAGAUGGAGUCGGGAUGGAUGGGCGUUGACCAGUCGGAUACCGGUCCCUUCCUGGAGAUGAUGACCUCUGAGCGUCAGGAUACAAAGAUAGAACAAGACAUCGUAGGAUGGAUGAGUCAACAUAACUCGACUCUCACUUCGUCACCGACCAAGGAUGGUCCAUCAGAUUACUAUGUCCAGUCAGGUCAAGGAUUAUCUAUUCACAUUCCAGGAACCCUAGCAACCUCUAGCAAUUCUCAGGUCAAAGGUCAUAACACAAGUGACCUUUCCACCGGACCUCUGGACAUGCUUGAUAGCCCGGUCUCAUCAACACAAGGAGAUUUUAGAGAAAUUGCCCUCCAAAAAUACAUCGCCAAGCUCUUAGAACAAUCACCAGGGUCUGUUCAACAAGACUAUCUACCCCAACGUAAUCUUCCGUCAUCAACGGGUAAAACAGUGAUAGAGAAAGAAAGAUUGCAGAGUGGUAUACCACAUGUUGCUAUGGAGCAUCCGCAACGAGGUAGUUCAGAUGUUAGAACCUCUACCACAACAAAGACCUGUCGACAGGUGGUUGCAACUAGUAGAGGCAUGGUUAGCAAAGACAAGAUCAAGAAACAGGCUGGACCUCCCAUUGCUGGACCGAAGAGCGCCCCCAGCAGGCCAAGACCAGCCAUGGGAAGAGGUCAAGAAACUACUGGAAACCCCACCAAGUCGUCUCAGCGAACAAAGGUGUGGCGCUGAGUUUGACAGCCAGCAUCAUUUAUAGGUCAAGAACGGCAUUACAGGGAAGUCGAGGAGACUUGAUAGUAGACCAGGUAAAUUGUCCAAGGUGUGGCGAUGAAUUGAAUAAACAGCGCCAUCUACAGUACAAGAUUAGUAGGCUUCUGAGAAGUCUGAAAUAUCUACAGUGAUAUAAUGUCUUAUAAAAUGUGAGAUAAAUUUGAGAACUGGUGAUGUGUAUGUGAAAGGAAAGG
Lytechinus variegatus (green sea urchin) is the source of this 4023-nucleotide messenger RNA. Its product is annotated as centrobin-like. NCBI's taxonomy places the organism in Eukaryota, Metazoa, Echinodermata, Echinoidea, Temnopleuroida, Toxopneustidae. Gene Ontology annotation, cellular component: centrosome; centriole. Bases 239 to 3790 code for a protein of 1183 amino acids. Gene Ontology annotation, biological process: regulation of cilium assembly; centrosome separation; mitotic cytokinetic process. The record is from RefSeq and is a predicted model, not a curated record. The transcript is spliced from 20 exons.